AUGUAUCGUAGCCCAAGAGCUAUGUUUUGGCAGAAAAACAUGAAAGAAGAUAUAGCUAAAUAUGUGGAAAAGUACCUAAUAUGUCAACAAAUGAAGCCCAAACAUCAUCGACAAGCAGGAUUGUUGCAGUCGUUGGAAAUUCCAAAAUGGAAAAGGGAACAUGUGACGAUGGACUUUGUUUUAGGUUUUACGAAGUCAGUAAAAGGUCACGAGGCUAUUUGGGUGAUUGUUGAUCGUUUAACCAAGUCAGCCCGUUUCUUACCUGUUCGCAUAACAUUUUCUAUGGACCAAUUUGCACAAUUAUAUGUUAAAGAAGUAAUGAGGCUACAUGGUGCCCCAGUUUCAAUUGUAUUAAAUAAGGACCCAAGCUAUCAUGCCUCUAUCGGCAUGGCACCCUAUGAAGCUUUAUAUGGGAGGAAAUGUAGAUCGCCUAUUCAUUUGGAUGAGGUUAGCAAACGUAUGAUCUUAGGCCCAAAUAUUGUAGAGCAAACAGUACAAGCAAUUGAAAAGAUCAGAGUUAGCAUGAAGAAAGCUCAAGAUAUACAAAAAAAUUAUGUAGAUAAAAGGAGAAAGAACCUGGAAUUUGCGAUCAAAGAUAAAAUACUUUUAAAGGUUACACCCAUGAAGGGAAUACUACGAUUUGGUAAGAGGGGUAAGCUCAGUCCAAGAUAUGUUAAUCCUUAUGAAAUUUUAAAGCGGACUGGAAAUGUUGUAUACCAGUUAGCAUUACCACCGGAGUUUUCAACUGCACACGAUAUCUUUCAUGUAUCAAUGCUCAGAAAGUAUGUUCUGGCCCAACUCAUGUGGUGA
This is a messenger RNA of Olea europaea var. sylvestris, 810 nucleotides long. RefSeq lists its product as uncharacterized. The coding region runs from base 1 to 810 and encodes 269 amino acids. The transcript has 2 exons. The record is from RefSeq and is a predicted model, not a curated record. Lineage: Eukaryota; Viridiplantae; Streptophyta; Magnoliopsida; Lamiales; Oleaceae. Gene Ontology annotation, molecular function: nucleic acid binding.